This is a messenger RNA of Nanorana parkeri, 2199 nucleotides long. RefSeq names its product establishment of sister chromatid cohesion N-acetyltransferase 2 (gene ESCO2). NCBI's taxonomy places the organism in Eukaryota, Metazoa, Chordata, Amphibia, Anura, Dicroglossidae. Gene Ontology annotation, biological process: mitotic sister chromatid cohesion. Bases 1 to 2181 code for a protein of 726 amino acids. Gene Ontology annotation, cellular component: nucleus; chromatin. Gene Ontology annotation, molecular function: protein-lysine-acetyltransferase activity. The record is from RefSeq and is a predicted model, not a curated record. The transcript has 11 exons.
AUGCGUCGGACCGCCUACUCCACCCGUGCGUCAGGUAGGCGGGAGAUGAUUUUGAAGAAGACGCGGGAGAAUCGGAGAAGUGUCCAGACAAGUGACUUCUAUACCGGAGCGAUGUCGGUGCACAGCAGUGGCGGGGCCGCGGCGGUCGAGGCUUUCAAGACUCCUCGUAAGGGGGACAAGAGGACGUCUUCUGAUUCGUCACCGUUCAUGCAGAAGUUUGGUAAUGGAACCGGUGCCUGUCUGUACCUGAGGAAGAGACAUUUGUCGUCGGUUGGGACCCCGGACAGGAAGUUAGUAGUGGACUGCACUGUUGUUCUAACUCCCCUCCAGCCCAGGAACUCCAACAAGGGCAACAUCAUGAAGUGUUCUCCCACUCCAGCCUACACCACCAAGAUGGACCCCAAGGAGAAGGAGAAUUUCAGGGCCUCUCCUAUGAAGUCCAGCGUUGCCAGGAAGCUGGUCGUCUCCCCUCCUCCUCCACCACCGGAGGAGGACAUGGAAAUCGAUGCCUACGCCUUUCCACCGCUGAAGUCGCCCACCACUGCCCAGAAGGCUGCCAUGCCAACAAAGUCUUUCUACAAGAGAGGAGCUGUGUAUGUGAGCCCGCUGGAGAGAAGGCUGAUCAGUGAAAGCAAGUCUAAGGCUGGGGCGGCCUCCUCGCCUCCAGAUACAAAUACAACAAAGAGGCCAGAGGGGAAAGGUCCCUCAAAGAUGACAAAAGCAAAAAAGCCGUCGGGUCAGAAGAAGAGGGCUGCGAGUCGGGGUGCAUCGACCCCCAAAACCGAGAAGAAGGAUCCGGUAAAGGGGACCUCCUCCCAGACACCCCCCACACCAGUCACCACAGAGGACCAUGUCACCAGUCCCCAGAAGAGCGCCAUCUUGGGGCUGAAAGUGAAACAGAGGCCCAAACUCACCAUGGGAGCGGCAUUCUUUGCUACCAGUAAAAAGCCUCAUUCGUCGCGCAAACUCCCCGCUCACGCCAAGUUCCCGGCAUCGGCAAAGCCAAAACCCUUCCAGCCAAACGGCGCUCAGGGCCCGGGAUCUGGUCUGCUCGUGGACUCCGGUGGGAAGGAGAACAAGGGCACUGGUCUGAAGACAACGGCAAGUGAAAGGAAAGCUGAACACAUCACAACUAGUGUCCCGAAAGAAGAUGCAAAACCAAAAAGCGGCGACGUCCCUGUUCCCGAGCAACCGGAAGUCGCCAAACCUUCCAGACGGAAUGACGCCGAGUCCCAGAAAGCUGCGAAGCGCCCACGGACUACGUUUGAUAUGGACGACUCCAUCCUGAAAUCCUCCGACAAGAAAGCGUCCUCAGUGUAUCCCAUCUUCAGUACACCGUCUGCGGCAAAGAAAAGGCCGUUUGACCUGCGGGGAGAGAUGGUUUCCCCCGUUUGUGCCAGCACCCCUUUGAGCACCCCGGCCCAUUUAAACAAAAUCCCCAAAACCAGCAAGAAGAAAGACUGCAGUAAGGUGGAAGAAGACCAGCUGAUCAUUGACGCCGGGCAGAAGCAUUUUGGUCCUGUGGUGUGCAGCACCUGCGGUAUGAUCUAUUCAGCAGCCAGCCUGGAGGACGAGACUCAGCACGCACAAUAUCACCAACGCCUGCUGGAGAGCAUCCGCUAUGUGGGCUGGAAGAAAGAGCGAGUUGUGGCGGAAUUUUGGGAUGGGAAAAUUCUGAUGAUUUGCCCGGAUGAUCCGAAAUACGCCCUCCGAAAGGCGGAGGAGGUGCGGGAGCUGGUGGACUCGGAGUUGGGAUUUCAGCAGACGCAUCUGAUUUUUCCAAGCAAAACCAAAACCUUCCUGUUUGUGUCCAAUGACAAGAAGAUUGUGGGGUGUCUGAUCGCAGAGCCAAUCAAACAGGGAUUUAGAGUCCUUCCUGAGCCCCUCCCAGAGGCGGAGUCUCUCAAUCGGGAUGCUUGGCGAGAGCGGCACAGAGCUUGGCGAUGCUCUUCUGACUCGGAACCGGCCCUCUGCGGCAUCAGCAGGAUCUGGGUCUUCGCGCUGAUGCGCAGGAAAGCCAUCGCCAGCCGCCUGGUGGAUGCGAUGAGGAGCUCCUUCAUCUACGGGUCUCACCUGACCACAGACGAGAUCGCCUUCUCCGACCCAACGCCGGACGGCAAGCUGUUCGCCAGCACCUACUGCAAAGUCCCCGACUUCCUGGUGUACAACUUCCUGAGUUAGAAAGCGUUGGCGUUUGUA